Molecule: messenger RNA, 2576 nt
Organism: Manacus vitellinus (golden-collared manakin)
Lineage: Eukaryota; Metazoa; Chordata; Aves; Passeriformes; Pipridae
Gene: PATL1
Product: PAT1 homolog 1, processing body mRNA decay factor
Exons: 15
Coding region: 61-1992 (643 amino acids)
Biological process (GO): deadenylation-dependent decapping of nuclear-transcribed mRNA; P-body assembly
Cellular component (GO): P-body
Molecular function (GO): RNA binding
Source: RefSeq, a predicted model, not a curated record
AGCAUCUGGGACAGCUCGGCCGUGCUGCGGCGCAUCCGGGGGCCACUCCUCACUCAGGAGAUGCCGUCGGUGUCCGUGCUGGAUUACGCUCUGCCCCAGCGGCCUCCGCAGGCUCGGGAAGAGGAGCGGGACCCCUCGGAGCGGGCGCUGCCCCGGCGCUCCUCGUCCCCCAUCAUCGGGAGCCCCCCGGUGCGGGCCGUCCCCAUCGGCACCCCCCCGAAACAGGCCGCCAUCCCCAACUUCAACCAGCAGAUUCUGUGUCCCAAGCCUGUCCACAUCCGAGCUACCAUGCAGCAGCGCUACCCCGCUCCCUAUGGAGAGAGGAUGUCCCCCAACCAGCUCUGCAACGUUCCGAACUCCUCCCUCCUGGGCCACCCGUUCCCCCACAGCGUCUCUCCCGUCCUCACCCACCUACAGAGGGCCCAGCUGCUCGGAGGAGCCCAGGCCGGCCGAAUGUCCCCCAGCCAGUUUGCCCGGGUGUCCGGCCUGGUCGGGAGCCCCCUUCCCUCUGUGAAUCCCAAGCUUCUCCAGGGCAGAGUCGGGCAGAUGAUGCCUCCGGCCGGAGGGUUCCGUGCCUUUUUCGGGGCUCCCCCCGCUCCGCCCCCCUCGCAGCUCCCGCACCCUCCGGGCCCCGGAUCCCACCUGAGGUCGGUGCCGUCCCUUUCCUGGCCGCUUCCCGGCUCCCGGUGCCCAUCCAUGACUCUUCCUGCUCUUCCCAGGCCACAGAUGUUCCGGCCGGACACGACCCACCUGCACCCGCAGCACCGGCGGCUCCUGCACCAGCGGCAGCAGCAGAGCCGGAACCAGCACCGGAGCCUCAAUGGCUCUGGAGGGGACCGAGGGGGCCACCGGAGCAGCCAUCAGGAGCAGAUCCAUAAGGAUCCCUAUGCCAACCUCAUGCUGCAGCGGGAAAAGGACUGGGUGUCCAAGAUCCAGAUGAUGCAGCUGCAGAGCACUGAUCCUUACCUGGAUGACUAUUACUACCAGAAUUACUUUCAGAAGCUGGAAAAGUUGGCAGCGGCCGAGGAAGUGCACGGGGAUGGUCCCAAGAAGGAACGCACCAAACUCAUCACCCCUCAGGUGGCCAAGCUGGAACACACAUACAAACCAGUGCAGUUCGAGGGCUCGCUGGGAAAACUCACCGUGUCCAGCGUCAACAACCCCCGGAAGAUGAUCGACGCUGUGGUGACGUCCCGCAGCGAGGACGACGAGACGAAGGAAAAGCAGGUGCGGGAUAAGCGACGACAGACUCUCGUCACAAUCGAGAAGACAUACAGCCUCCUCCUGGACGUGGAGGACUACGAACGCCGGUACCUCCUGAGCCUGGAAGGGGAAAGGCCGGCCCUGAUGGGAGAGAGGAAGCAGAAGAUCUGCGACAUGUACGACAAUCUGAGGGGGAAAGCGCCUGGCCAGGACAGGCCGAGUGACGACCACUUCAUGCAGAUCAUGUGCAUCCGGAAAGGAAAGCGCCUCGUGGCCCGGAUUCUCCCAUUCCUGGCCCCAGAGCAAGCGGCCGACGUGCUCAUGGCCACGGCCAGGAACCUGCCCUUCCUCAUCAAGAAGGAUGCUCAGGAUGAGGUGCUUCCCUGCCUGUUGAGGCCCUUUUCCCACGUCCUCUACCACCUUCCCUUGGGAACAGUCACCAGCCUUGUGCAGCAGCUCAUGAACCUACCUCAGAGCGCCGCCGCUCCCACCAACCUGCACCUCACUGCUGUGCUCCAAAACAAGUUCGGUCUGUCCCUGCUGUACUUGGUCCUGAGCCGGGGGGAGGAAUUGCAGAGCUCGGACACGAACACGGAGCUGAUCCAGGACAACCAGUGGACGGAGCUGAUGCUGAUGGCCACCCGGGAGCUCCUGCGGAUCCCUCAGGGAGCCUUGGCCAAGCCCGUGUCCAUCCCCUCCAACCUGAUCUCCCUCUUCUCUCGCUACGUCGACCAGCAGAAGCUGAACUUGCUGGAGACCAAAUUGCACUUAGUGCACGGGAUCCGGUAGAUCUCCGUGGCUCCUCACCGCCACCGGAAUGUUCCAGAGGAAGGCUGGAAGGAAGGAUGGAUAAAUGGAUAGAUGGAUGGAGGGCACACGGUUCACCCUGCACCCCCCAACGCCCGGCCUGGCACGAGGGGCACAUCCUGCCCCCCCAAAUUCCUGGAUGAGUGGGAAAAGGGGGAUGUUUGGCUGCUCCCCUCUUUUCCCACCAAGCGCUGCCUUUCCCUGCCACUCCCAAAUUCCCACUGAGUCCCUCUGCACCCCCAAGCUGCUGCUUCUCCCCCGAACUCUCACACUACUGAGGAUCCCGGAAAGGGGGAGCCCCUCGCUCUGUAUCCUUGGGAUGCCAGGGGUUCCCCCUUCCUUCCCUGCUCCUUCUCCAGCCCUUCCCAAUCCCGCUCCCGGCCUUUCCCAGUGUGAUCACACGUCACACACCUGUUUUGCACACUUGCUGCGUCUUCCCAAAAUUCAGCUCCUUCCCUCACCCCCGGGAUCAGCCCCAGCAGCUCCAGGGAUGGCUCAGCCAGGCCUUUGUCCCCUUCGCAAUCCGGGUGGAUCCAGCUGCUCCUCGGGAAGGUGGUGGUGGUGGU